Molecule: messenger RNA, 1939 nt
Organism: Somion occarium
Lineage: Eukaryota; Fungi; Basidiomycota; Agaricomycetes; Polyporales; Cerrenaceae
Source: the annotation of a GenBank genome assembly
CGUACCCAGCAACAUUGCAGUCGUGUGCUAACUUUAAUUGUUUCUAUAACCCAGUUCACCUUGCAAAUACAAAAUGUAACUAUGUUUGGGUCUCUUAAACAUCUACUGGUGUCUACAGCCAAGGGACACUUUUUUGGGGCCAGGCCACCAUUCUGUUAUGUCAUACAUGGCGUUGGUGAAACUUUACCUGCAAUGACUGAGGUCCUCUUCAAGUCUGCCCACGACAUUCCCCGUUGACAGCAACAUCGUUUCUCGUCAAUAUUCCGUCCUUUGUCUCUAACGCUCUGUUUUCAACGCUGAAACGCACCAUGUCGACUGCAGCAUCCGCAGAGACACUGCUUGGCAAGCAUCUCCGACCCCUGUCAUUCGACGCUUCAUCGAUUGACCCGCUUUUGGAAUCCAUUGGUAUGGUCAUUGAACAUUACAUUGGCAUCUACUGACAAGAGGUGCAGGCGACGCUCAGAUAGUGUUAAUCGGAGAUGGCUCGCAUGGAACAUACGAUUUCUAUGCUCACCGUGCCAAUAUUACUCGUCGUCUCAUUGAAGAGAAGGGCUUCACUGCAAUUGCGGUGGAAGCUGACUUCCCGGACGCGUUCCGAAUCAAUAGGUACAUUCAUGGUGGACACUUGAGAGAUGGUACCAUCAAGAAUGCACGCGACGCGUUGAAAGACUUCGUUUCCCAAAUGGAUGUGGAAAAAUGAAGUGAUGCCUCCUUUCAUAGAGUAUUUGAGGGAGUUCAAUGACAACGUUGUAAAGGAAACUGGGAACCGAUCAAAAAAAGUUUCUUUUUAUGGCAUGGAUCUCUAUUCCUUGCAUCGAUCUGCAGAGGAAGUCUUAAACUACCUCGAGAGGGUUGACCCAAAAGCAGCGGAGAUAGCGCGCAAGCGGUACAAUUGCUUCGAGCGUUAUGGCGAGGACACCAUGCAAUACGCAUAUAUGUGUCAAUUCGGGAUGGCCAAGAGUUGUGAGAAGGAGGUGAUCCUCAACUUGAGAACGUUGCUGAAGAACCACCAAAAGUACAUUGAAAGUCAACUUCCGGACGGAGAGAAUCGAUGGUGCCAUCCACGUGAGGAGCAAUUUAUGGCGGAGAUGAAUGCCCUUGUUGUUCGGGAUGCUGAGGAGUAUUAUCGUACUAUGCUCACGGAAGACGUAAAGAGUUGGAACUUGAGGGAUGAUCACUUCUCGAGGACACUGGUUGAGAUUUCCCGGCACUUAGGUGAGACCUCUACGGAUGGUUCAACGCGAAAGGACGCCAAGAUCGUGGUAUGGGCACAUAAUUCUCAUAUUGGAGAUGCCAGAGCCACCGAUAUGGGCCGACGGAGAGGUGAAAUCAACGUUGGCCAACGUUGUAGGGAGCUGUUUGGCGACGAUAACGUCUUCAACCUGGGAUUCCUCACGGAUAGGGGGACGGUUACCGCCGCGUACGAGUGGGACGACCCACCUCAGAAUUUCACUAUGAACAAGCCCAUUCCGAACUCCAUUGAGCGCGUCCUCGAUGAGGCCGCUCAGGGCGACUCGUUUGUCAUCACACACAAGGUUGGGCGUACCUGUGAUGGUGAGAACGUAAAGGUCGAGAUAUCAGGCCCCUUGUCUGACUUCCUAAACCAGCCGAGAUUCCAAAGGUUCAUUGGCGUCAUAUAUCGCAGUUUGACUGAGGUUCCAUCGCAUUAUUCACGAUGCAGAGCCUCCGACCAGUACGACGCCAUUGCGCAAGUCAAACAAUCUCGAGGUAUUCAGCCUUUGGAACCCGAAGAUACUUGGAAGGGUUUGACAAGAGGCGAGCUGGACGAGACGUUCCCAUUCGGCCUUUAAGGAAUUCAUCUAGCCACAUGUCGUGGAUUCGUGCUUAGGUCGAUGUACUGUAUAGUAGUGUACAAUCGCGAGGAUUCAAUGAAAGUGUAAACCCUGUAAGGAAAAUGCAGUGGUGUAUCCUUGAGUUU